Messenger RNA from Colletotrichum gloeosporioides, 1452 nucleotides. RefSeq lists its product as uncharacterized. Lineage: Eukaryota; Fungi; Ascomycota; Sordariomycetes; Glomerellales; Glomerellaceae. The transcript has a single exon. The record is from RefSeq and is a predicted model, not a curated record. Bases 1 to 1452 code for a protein of 483 amino acids.
AUGAGCGGCGAUCCGCCAGCGACAAAGCCCAUGCAAGCCGUUAUAAGCCAUCUGGUGCCCCAGGCCACAGUACAACAGGUCCAGCCUGUGUCUUCGGUCCAUUGCCAGCGCGCUUAUGGAGUCAAGAUCUCUGACGGAACGAGUCUUGUCCUCGUCGCCCCUCCGCCGCCGAUGGUCAAGCUCCUUCGAUCGGAGCGAGCCUCCGUCGUAUCGGAGGCGGCCGUCUUGAGUUGGCUUGCAAGCAAGACUACUGCAAAGCCCCUCCUACAGGAACGAACCCCAGAACCCGAAGACAUUCUCGACGCUGGAAAGAUUGGAACCAGAGGUUUGAGGGACUUAAGGAGCACUGCCAACGGCGCAGAAGAUCUGCACAUCUUCCUUCCGAGGCUCAUGGCCCAUACAAAUGCACCUAGCGAAGAAGGCCGCGAGUUCAACCUCUUACGACCCACGAUGGGUGUUCCGAUUCCCGAACUCAGCCCGCCCCUUUCUUCGCCCGAAAGAAGAUCGGUUGAUUUUCAAACAGGCCAAUUUUACAGGAAACUUUGCAGAUUGGUCUCACCGACAGGCCGCUUCGGUCCUGCUUUCGCUGUCCUCCCACCUGCGACACCUAUACCACCGCCUGACUCCGCGGAAUCGAUCAGAAGAGAUUUAAAUGCCAGACUGAUGGAGUCGCGGGGGGUUCAGUCUUGGUCAACAGCGUUCCACUCCAUGCUAGAAGCCGUCUUACGCGAUGGUGAAGAUAUGCAGGUCAUGCUAGGGUAUGGUUCCAUCCGCCAGCAUUUCAAACAGUUCCAGUACACACUGGAGAGUGUCAAGACACCACGUUUGGUUGCGGUAGACGCCGGCAAGGACCUCAAUACUUUGGUCAUGAGGAGAAAGUGUCGGAAGGGUCCUCCGUCAAUAGCAAGCAGCCACCACCUUGAACUGCGAAGCGAAUCCCGGGUGGUUGACGACAGCGAGAGUGAAACCGAGGACGAUGACAGCAGCAGUGAGUUGGAGCUGGGUGGAGACGACCGAGCGACGCCGUAUCAUCAGAGCAACAUCAUUAUGACCGGUAUGAAGGACUGGAGCAAUUUUGUCUUUGGAGACCCUUUGUUUGCCGUCGACUUUUGCCAUGGCCCUAGCAGCGAUUUCUUGUCAGGUUUCAACGAUGUUUCGCCAGACCAAGUCACUACCGCCAUGUCUGCAUUCUCUUCGGACAUGAUCGAAGACAAGGCCACCGCCCAUAUCCGCAUUCUCCUGUAUGAAUGUUACCACACAAUCACGCACAUUGCCAGGGAGUUCUUUCGGCCGCGCAGGGACAGCAGUGGGCGUGAACUGGAAGCGCGAAAGAAGUUGAACCACAUCUUGGCCCAAUUGGACACGCUUAGCGAUGCGGGUAACCAGAGGGGAAGUAGACCAAGUGGGGAGUCGAGCCCAGCAAAGCGCUCCAAAAGCUGCGAAAAAAGAUGA